Molecule: messenger RNA, 1631 nt
Organism: Ceratitis capitata (Mediterranean fruit fly)
Lineage: Eukaryota; Metazoa; Arthropoda; Insecta; Diptera; Tephritidae
Product: serine-arginine protein 55
Exons: 1
Coding region: 301-1446 (381 amino acids)
Biological process (GO): mRNA splice site recognition; alternative mRNA splicing, via spliceosome
Cellular component (GO): nucleus; cytoplasm; ribonucleoprotein complex
Molecular function (GO): mRNA binding
Source: RefSeq, a predicted model, not a curated record
AAUUAAACUACGCGUAUAUUGAAAAAGGGUGAAGGUUAAAUGAAUAUUUGGGUUACGCAAAAUAAUUCGUAAAAACAUGGCCUAACCUCAACUAGCAUAGCGUAACUACCUGAAUUGUGCUCGCUACAUUAUUAUAUUUGGUAUAAAAUGAGAGCGCGGAGAGCGGUAAUAACAGUCAGUGCUGACAUUGCAUAGUGUGAACAUUAAAAUCUAAAGUGAGUGCUCAACAAGAAAGAAAGAAGAAAAAAAAGAAAAAAUAGUAAAAAAAAAAUAAGUAAAAACGCCAAUAAAACAAAUAAUAUGACCGGUACUAGAGUUUAUGUCGGUGGUUUGCCGUAUGGCGUACGUGAAAAAGAUUUGGAACGUUUCUUCAAAGGCUUUGGCUAUAUACGAGAUGUUUUAUUAAAAAAUGGUUACGGCUUUGUAGAGUUUGAAGACUCUCGUGAUGCAGAUGAUGCCGUUUAUGAAAUGAAUGGCAAAGACUGGAUGGGACGCAGAAUAGCUGUGGAAAUUGCAAAGAGUACAAGUCGUGGUGGUGGUGGUGGUGGCGGUCGCCGUGAUCGUUAUGAUGGCGGGCGUCGUGAUGAUUACCAAGAUAGACGCAGAAAUACACGUUUUGGUCCACCAAAACGCACCGAACAUCGUUUGAUAGUUGAAAAUUUAUCGAGUAGCGUCAGCUGGCAAGAUCUUAAAGACUAUGUGCGUAAAGCCGGUGAGGUGACUUAUUGUGAUGCACACAAACAGCGUCGCAAUGAAGGCGUUGUCGAAUUCGCCACAUCAUCCGACAUGAGGCGUGCAUUGGAAGAGUUGGACGACACCGAUUUGAAUGGUCGUCGUAUACGUUUGGUUGAAGAUCGUAGUGGCGGAAGAGGUGGACGCGAUCGUUCGCGCUCACGUUCUGUUUCUCGGCGGCGUUCACGCUCGAAAUCAGCACGCUCGUCACGUUCCCGCUCAAAGGAUCGUAGUCGUUCGAAAUCACGUGGCCGACGUUCGGUAUCGAAAUCGCCUGUAAAAUCGCGCUCACGUUCACGCUCGCCAGCAAAGAAAUCACGUGAUGUUAGUAAAUCAAGAUCACAUUCACGUUCCCGCUCUAGAUCUCAACGUUCUCGCCGCGACGACUCACGCAAAUCGUCACCGGUUAAGGCACGUGAAGAUUCACGUUCUCCGAAACGUUCACGUCGCGAUGAUUCCCGUGAACGCUCACGUUCAAAGUCACGUAGUGUUUCCCGCAAGCGUUCACCAUCACAAACGCGUCACGAUUCCCGUUCGCCGUCUAAGCUGCGAAAUAAAUCACGCAAACGCUCAUCACGUGACGAAUCUCGUGAACGUUCCAGAUCACGUCGUUCAUCUCGUUCUCAUCAUGAUUCACGUUCACGCUCCCGAUCACGUGGUGAUUCACGAGCCCGUUCCAGCAAUCGUUCACGUUCCGCUUCUCCAGCAAAUUAAUAAUAAAUAUGUACAUAUGUACUAGCUUAGCCAGGAUGAAUGGAUAAAUGAUUUGGAAAUGGAUUAACGGGCCUUAGAUAUGAAAAUUGUCAUGAAAAAUGUUAGCAACAAGCAUUUGAGUUUUAUGAAAUGUAAUAAAUACACGACCAAAAAAUUAAUAAAUAAAAAAUGUUUUGUAAAAUUUA